This is a messenger RNA of Ooceraea biroi (clonal raider ant), 2483 nucleotides long. Its product is annotated as mucosa-associated lymphoid tissue lymphoma translocation protein 1. The record is from RefSeq and is a predicted model, not a curated record. NCBI's taxonomy places the organism in Eukaryota, Metazoa, Arthropoda, Insecta, Hymenoptera, Formicidae. Gene Ontology annotation, molecular function: cysteine-type endopeptidase activity. Gene Ontology annotation, biological process: proteolysis.
AUGUGCAAGACGUCUAUGUAAAUUUGCAUUCAAUGGCCUCUGUGUAUUUAUGUGCGCAAAAUAAAGCGAAAUAAUGAAAUACGAUAUAUCUAAAUAUUCUAUUUUCUAUAAUCUUUUGUGAAACACUCUUAGAUUUUUGUCAGAUCUUAAGAAAUUGGAAUAAACAUACUUUUCUCUAAAAUGUGUCAUGUAUUUGUAUGUUAAUGAUGUUACUUUCCUCAUAUUUCCUCCUCUGAUCAAGGAUAAAAAAGCUUUGCAUCAGGUUUGUCAUACGGUUCCAGGAAAGUCGUAUCUAUAAGAUAGUAAUUUAAUCAUUAAUUGUACGAAAGUAGCAACUGAACCUAAUUAAAAAUGGCAAACAUCGAUGAGGAUAUGUAUCUGGAGCAUAUCCCAGCAACAGUACAUAAAGAAUUGAUUUACGAAUUAAAUAAGAACUCAAAUUGGCAAGUGUUGGCGUGUUACGUAGCUGAACAGCUUGGAUACGAGUGGAAGUCAUGGCUACAAUCGUUGCAAGAGAAUAUCGAUGUCGCAAAAACACCAGCAGACAACUUGCUGUUCGAACUAAACGUAAAAAUGUGUACAGUUGGAAUAUUGUGUACUUUGCUUAGAGAUUGCGAACUUGGUGAUGUAUUAUCAGUUUUACAUCAUCCAGAGCCAUUAACGAUCGUCAAACAUCCAUCUGAUGGCAUGGAACGCGACACCUUAGAAAUAUCCCUCGGCGAACAUCUCAAUCUUUCUUGUAAAGCUAUCGGUAUACCAUCGCCAAGUUACAGAUGGUGUCAUAACGAUAGUGAGCUGCAGGAACAGCAAAGUCAUGAACUUGAUAUCAUUAUAAAUAGCUGUGAUCAAGCCGGGGAAUACAAGUGUAAACUCUUACAAGUCACCAAUGACGGAAACACGAUCUCUGCGACAAAACCGGUUUUUGUAAACGUAUCCCAUACACCUGUAGUUAUACAGCAGCAACCGCCUGCGUUUUUAGAGAUUAAAGAAGGUGAAGAAUUGACAAUUGGUUGUUUGGCUCAAAGCCAUCCCGAACCACAUUACCAGUGGUUCAGAGAUAAUACAAAGUUGGAAGGAGAAACGUCUAGUAUAUUACAUAUAAAACAAUUUAGCUCCAAAUUCGAAGGGAAAUAUUACUGUUACAUAACUAACGACGUAAAUGAAGUGAUUACACAAAGAAGUCAUGUAAUGAUGGUCCAUCCUCGUGAAAAGGCAAUUGCGAAAAUAGCUUUGAUCAUUGCGAACGAUGAUUAUGAGAAUCACAAACGUUUAGAAACACCGAGGAAUGAUGCUGCCAAAAUCGGUAAUCUGUUAAAGGAGAUAGGUUUUAAAGUGAUCUGCCUUGCGAACUUGUCGCUCGAACAGAUAAGGAAUGUAACAAAAAUAUUCAGUGGAGUUUUAACGGAAGGAGUCUACGGACUAUUUUAUUAUGCCGGGCAUGGUUUCAAGAUGCAAGAAAGCUAUAUACUCGCUGUCGAUGCACCGGAAUCUUACUUGAGAACAGAUGCGAUAUGCGAGAGCGAACUGCUAGCUGUAUUGCUACAAAAUGAUCCUGCGCUCUUGGUAACAAUAUUAGACAUGUGUCAAACUGUACCGCCAAAAGAAUGUAAUCCGGAUAUUCAUAACGAAGUGCCAAAAAUCAAAGAGUACAAGAGUAAGAAAAAUCUGCGAAAUUUAGUGCAGGCGUAUUCGACUUCCAGCCACCGUCCUAGUUAUGAAAGAACGAAUAGCAAGUACGGAUUGUAUGCAACGCAUCUUAGUAAAUAUAUCAAUAAAAAUAUACCAGUCACAAAAGUAUUUGAAGAAGUAGGAAAAUCAAUAGAUACCUUUUUAAAGGGGACGGAACGUAAUCAAAUUCCGAUGUACGCGUUAACCAUUACCAAGCCCUUCCGUCUCACUGACGCGAUUUACAAAAGAGAUCCAACACCUGCUCUAAGCCGUUUAAAUAAGUUAAUUGCCUUCUCGACAAAGUCUCUCGAGAUAAAUUUUAAACAGGCCGAUGUCUCGGCCAAAGCUGUAAUCUCGUUAUUCCAGGAACCUUAUUUAAAUAUAAUCAGGAUUUCAAUGUGUAAUUUGGACAAUUUGGAAGUAAACUUUUUUAACUCUGUACCGACACAACGAAAUAACUUGUUCCAAACUGCAAGUUCCAAGCAUGAAUGUUGGAUACAUAAUCCACAAAUGUGUCAGGGACCCUUGGUUGUAUCUGUCUCAAAAAAUGGAACUCCUAUUGGUGCAACAUUGCUGCACAUAAAAAAAAUAAUGAUUUACAAAAGUUACAAUCCAUGGCCCUCCAACAUUAUUUACAUACUUACGCACAAAUGUAUAAUGACAAACUACAUAAGUUAUGUCUUUCUGUAAUUCUGACAUGGACAUAUUCAUUGGUUUCUGUUUCACAUCGAGGUCUGGGAAGUAGUGACAAAUUAUUGAAAUUUCAAUGGAAUGUUCGUCACCUGUGGGAAAAGUAUACUUGUUACAUUUCUGUG